CAUGAGUAGUGUCUCGUGUUGGAGCGGGUGUAGCCUAUCGCUAAUCUUCUGUACAUUGUUGUCCCCGUGUUUUGUGUUUUUCCUCUUGCACAAGGCCUCUUCUUCCAACAGUCCCCUUUAAAAUGAGUGUUUUUUAAUUAUCUGGUUAUUUAAUGUGGACAGCAGCCAAUGAAACAAAGGCUCCACGCAAAGAAAGACAUCUCGGCUCGGGCUGCAUUAUCUCUAGCGCCGUUCGCCUUAUCUCUGGAUGUCCGAGUCUCUUGACAUAUAUGGAUAAACCCGUCACCCCGCCGCCUGAUAAUACAGUCCCAAAAUAAUCUGAGAGAGCAGCUGAGCCCCGCUCGGCGCUGCACGCUGCCGCUGAGAGAGGAAACACCGCCGUCAAAUCUGCCAUCAGUAAUGACGAAAUUCAGCUAUUCUGAAUACUUAUCUCAGUUUCGUAACGCUGGAGGUAAAUGUAAUAAUGUUCAGGCGAGACUGCGAGGAGAUAGGAGCGGAGGAGACGGUCAGAGCGACGUAACGUCAGCGCCGGAGGAUGUUGAGCCAGUGGUCUUUGCCAUCAGGAGAGGGGAUGUAAAGGCUGUUAAUGAUCUGGCAACAUCCGCUCCUCUCAGUCUGCUGAAGGAGAACAAAGAUGGGUGGAUACCUCUACAUGAUGCUGCCUUCUGUGGACAGACAGAGUGCUUGAAGAUCCUACUGCGGGCCCAUCCAGGUUCGGUAGACAAACGUACCUUGCAGGAGCAGACGGCCUUGCUGCUCGCCGUGUCUUGUGAACACUUGUCAAGUGCGCGCUGCAUUCUGGAAGCAGGCGCAGAUCCCGACAUCAGCAGCAAGAACAAAGAAACCCCUUUAUACAAAGCCUGUGAGUUGGAGAAUGUGGACAUGGUGAGUUUAAUUAUGUCCUACGGGGCCACUGUGAACCAGCGGUGUGGUCAGGGCUGGACAGCCCUGCACGAGGCUGUAUCGAGAAACAACACGGAGAUCUGUGAGAUGCUAAUAAGAGCCGGGGCUGCCAUCAAUCCGGCUAAUACCUACAGCAUCACACCGCUCAUUGUAGCAGCUCAGCAAGGACAGAUGAGGGCACUGUGCUACCUUAUUGAGAAAGGUGCAGAUGUGAACAUGCAAACGUGUGAUGGUGUCACAGCGCUGCAUGAGGCCAGUAAAAAUGGCCACAAGGAAAGCGUUGCAGUGUUGCUGAUGAAAAACGCAGAUGCAAACAAACCCACUAACUCAGGUCUGCUUCCCUUGCACAUUGCUGCUCAAUAUGGACACCAUGAGAUUGUGUCCCUCCUCAUCUCAGUGACAAGCCGAGCUAUGCUGCGCCACAGUUGUGUCACCCCCCUUCACCUGGCAGCAGAGCACAACAGACACACUGUGGCAGCUGUGCUACUCAAGACAGGUGCAGACGUAAACGCCACACUGGCCAACAGUCACUCCAUCCAGUAUGCUGAUAGACGCCUGACAGCCCUCUACUUUGCAAUCGCCAACGGCAGCACCAAGACAGCAGAGGUGUUACUGAACGCUGGCGCUAGUCUAACCCUAGACCCAGUCAGUCCUCUCCUGAUGGCUGUGCGGCAGGGCUGCAUCAGCACUGUGUCUUUACUGCUGGAGAGAGGGGCAGACGUCAAUGCCAGGCUACCCUCUUAUCCUACGACCUUCCCUUCUGUUGUUGCACUUUGCCUAAAUAAUCUGCCUCUACUCAAGUGUCUUUUGGACAAUGGCUGCGAUGCUCUCUCCUGUUUUACCUGUGCAUAUGGCUGUGCCCCUCACCCAGCGUCAGGAGCAUCAAACACAAGAGCUGUUGGCAGCAGUGGAUUUGGUUUGCAGAAUGGCAGCAUGCUUCCUUUCAACUGCAGUGAGACACCAGAAAGAGCAACACAGUUCUGUGAGUGGAUAUCAACAUCAGUUAUGUGUCAAUGGGCCGGACCAAUCCUAGACGUGCUGCUUGAGCAUGUCGGACAUGUUCAGCUGUGUAGCAAGCUCACUGAACUGCUCGACAGCCGAGAAGAAUGGCUUACUGUGAAGAGGAAGUCAUUGUCACCUCGUCCACUGAUGCACCUUUGCAGAUUCAGGAUUCGGACCCAAAUGGGACAACACAGACUGAAAUCUCUCAGAAGUCUACCUGUGCCAGACAGAGUGAUCCGAUACCUGAGCCUGGCUGACUGACUUUAAAAUGAACUUCAAGCAGUAUAGGCCUAAGAGAUGUGACUAAAUUUAUCAUGUUGUGUCUUUUUUUAGCUGAAUCUGUAAAUGCAAUUCUCUAUGUAUAAAAUAUCUAUUUAUAACAUG
Plectropomus leopardus (leopard coralgrouper) is the source of this 2289-nucleotide messenger RNA. Its product is annotated as ankyrin repeat and SOCS box protein 2-like. Gene Ontology annotation, biological process: intracellular signal transduction; RNA processing. The record is from RefSeq and is a predicted model, not a curated record. Gene Ontology annotation, molecular function: RNA binding; protein binding; RNA nuclease activity. NCBI's taxonomy places the organism in Eukaryota, Metazoa, Chordata, Actinopteri, Perciformes, Serranidae.